GUCAUGUGGUCGGGAGGCAUCCUGACUUACGCGGAGAUUGUUUUUCCUAGAUAUGUCAGCUUACAAAGGACAUCUCUCUCCUCUAAAGAACUUAACACCCCAAAAUGUCCUUUCCCAGUAGCUCUCCUGCGGCAAACCCAUUUUUAGUGGACUCGUUAAUUGGUGCAUGCAGGUCGGACAGCUUUUACUCCAGCAGCAACAUGUACAUGCCGUCUGGCUCACAAAUGGGAACUUACGGAAUGCAAACCUGUGGACUCCUGCCGUCUUUCGGCAAAAGAGGGGAGGUCAACCACCAAAACAUGGGCAUGAAUGUCCACUCGUACAUACCUCAAAUAGAUAGCUGGACUGAUCCGAAUAGACCCUGCAGAAUAGAGCCGUCCAGUCAGAUGUCAAACUGUACAUUUUCACAGAGCAUAAAGGAAGAGAGUAACUGCUGCAUGUACUCCGAUAAGAGAGUACAACAUGUCAGCUCGUCAGAUGUCCCCGUAUAUUCUAACGUUAUUUCCGAGUCUUGUUCUGUUGAUGGUCCCGAGAUCCCGGUUCCGGGCUAUUUCAGACUGAGCCAAACUUAUGCGAAUGGGAAACAUCAGGAAAACUACUGCCAUGAGCCGCCGAGUCCAAACCCAACACUGAUGCAGCUCAGCCGGGUCACCCCGAAACCGCAGUCCUCCUCGGCGCCUUCUAAUUUUACAGAGGUUGAAAAGAAAAGUGACGACGUCCCUCAAAACCCCGAGACCUCAAGGACACCGGUCCCCGCAGAAAGCCCGGAUCUAAAGUCCAGCUCCGGGGAGAAAAGCUGCUCCAUGGAAGCCUCUGUGUCCAGUCCUGAACUGCUUCAGAAGGAGGGGAAAGACUGCAAAGGCGACACGCCGACAAGCAACUGGUUAACUGCAAAAAGUGGGAGAAAGAAAAGAUGUCCCUACACAAAGCACCAGACCUUGGAGUUGGAGAAGGAGUUUCUCUUCAAUAUGUAUCUGACCCGAGAGCGCCGCCUAGAGAUCAGCAGGGGCGUCAACCUGACCGACAGGCAGGUCAAGAUCUGGUUUCAGAACCGCAGGAUGAAACUGAAGAAAAUGAACAGAGAAAACCGCAUCCGUGAACUGACCUCAAAUCUCACCUUUUCGUGAGCGUGCAUGUGUCUGUGGUUAGCUGUCUUUUAUUUCCUCUCAUCUUCAGUUUGAUGCUUUAUUGGCAUUGGACGUGUAUCUUCAAUUUCAACGAAACUGUGACUAUGUAUAAGCCAAUUUUAGUACUUUGGGUGGCGUCGUGUAUUUGUUUUAUUUGAUCAGGGUAACACUUUUUGGUCUUAAAUUAUUGGAAAAGUAGAUUUCCUCCUUGUAGCCUGUAGACAUGGAUAUUCUAUUGUGUCGCGAUGGCGAGCUGGAAAAGAGUUACUCCUAUUUUCAGUCAUGAAAGCACAUUUCUUGUCAUGUAGUGCAACAUUUGUUUUACAGUAAGUGCAAGCCAUUUGCUCAACAGUGUAAUGUUUCUAUGGCUCAAAACGAUGUUAAUCUGUGAAUUGAUUGCAUGUUUGUGGCAUGUAUCUUAAUAAAUUAUCAAAUAAUA
This is a messenger RNA of Sander lucioperca (pikeperch), 1566 nucleotides long. It is a transcript of the gene hoxd10a, whose product is annotated as homeobox D10a. The transcript has 2 exons. Gene Ontology annotation, biological process: regulation of transcription by RNA polymerase II. Lineage: Eukaryota; Metazoa; Chordata; Actinopteri; Perciformes; Percidae. Gene Ontology annotation, molecular function: DNA-binding transcription factor activity, RNA polymerase II-specific; RNA polymerase II cis-regulatory region sequence-specific DNA binding. The record is from RefSeq and is a predicted model, not a curated record. The coding region runs from base 105 to 1127 and encodes 340 amino acids. Gene Ontology annotation, cellular component: nucleus.